AAGUCAUCCGUACAAACCCCCCAAAGUUUUUGGGAUUUGAGUCAUUUUGGGCCAUUUUCCAUUCUCCCGGCGACGAAGAAUUCAUAUUCAGAAGACGAGCAGAAGAACGCAGGGUGAUGGUGGAUGCAGCAACAGAACACAGUGUCUGCACGUUUUGUGAGAGACGGAGAGAAAUUAGUGAAAUAGGGCUCAGUUUUCUACAAGGGGAAUAAAGUCUUGACCCAAUCGAAGUUUUUUGUGGCAGCUCUACGAGAUGUACCAGUUUUACACUUCUAAAAUGGUUUUACCUCUGAUUCUGAUUAUGGGCCUCGCUUAUUUUGGCAACUGUAUGGCAUAUGCUUCUCCUUCCGAGACAACUAUGCAUACCAAUAACUGGGCAGUUCUAGUCUGUACCUCUCGCUACUGGUUCAAUUAUCGGCACAUGGCUAAUACAUUAUCCUUGUAUAGGACUGUAAAAAGGCUAGGAAUACCUGAUGAGAGGAUUAUACUUAUGUUGGCGGAUGACAUAGCCUGUAAUCCUCGAAACAAAUACCCUGCAGAAGUGUUCAACAAUGAAAAUCACAAAAUCAACUUGUAUGGAGAUAAUGUUGAGGUUGAUUACCGAGGUUAUGAGGUGACAGUUGAAAAUUUCUUAAGGGUCUUGACUGGACGUCACGAGGUUGCUGUUCCAAGAUCAAAACGCUUGUUAAGUGACGAAGGAAGCCACAUUCUUCUAUACAUGACAGGACAUGGGGGAGAUGAAUUUUUGAAGUUCCAGGAUUCUGAAGAACUCCAGAGUCAUGAUUUAGCUGAUGCUGUGAAACAAAUGAAAGAAAAACAUAGAUUUAAGGAGCUGCUAAUAAUGGUUGAUACUUGCCAAGCUGCUACUCUCUUCAAUCAGCUUCAUUCCCCAGGUGUUUUAGCCAUUGGAAGUAGUAAGAAAGGAGAGAACUCAUAUUCACAUCACUUGGACCCGGAUGUUGGUGUUUCUGUAGUUGAUCGUUUCACGUAUUACACACUGGCCUUCUUUGAGAGAUUAAAUAUGUAUGAUAAUACUUCAUUAAUCAGUCUUUUCAGUUCAUAUAAUCCAACUUUGUUGAUGUCAACUGCAUAUUAUAGAACCAAUCUAUACCAACGUAGAUUGGAGGAGGUUCCUGUAACAAACUUCUUUGGCUCAGUAAUGGAAACAGUUCAUACCGAUUUGGCUUACAAGAUUGUCCCAAGAAAGGACUCCAACAAGGGAGAGCCUGAAUUACAUCAAGUAUCACAGCACAAUGAAAGAAUAUUGAUUACUGCAGAUAAUCCAGAUCAUUUUAGUAAACCAAACACAAGGGAUGAAGAUGGUGCUUUAAGAAGUGUGUGGAGAAGUUUGCAUAAUAAGAUGGAACAAAUUGAAGAUGCUGAUACUUUAGUGAACUAUGGGUUGGGCAUUAUGCUUCCAUUCUUAGGGAUCUCCAUGUGGCUAUCAAGGUGAAGAACCUGCCUCCUAUUUCUUGUUUGUCACUCCCACUCCGAAUUUCGUAUGUUUGUACGUUCAUCCCGAGUAGAUGUUGCAUCUUGAAUAUGUUCCAAAACUUUUUGUGUUCUGAGCUUUUAUUUAUGGGAAGAGAUCCAUGCUUGCCUAAAAAAAUGCUCUCUAGCAGCAGCUAACUAAAUCUAGGAUUGGGGGAAAGAUCUUCAAAAGAGGAGGGUUGUUACAAAGGAUCCAGUCAAAAAACUCUAUCUACAAGUUAUGAGAUAUUAUCAUUUUUAUGAGCUGAUGAUUUGAAAACAAAUUUGAAACAAGAGCAAUAGAACUGUACUCAAUUUUUCCCCUUAA
Molecule: messenger RNA, 1798 nt
Organism: Benincasa hispida (wax gourd)
Lineage: Eukaryota; Viridiplantae; Streptophyta; Magnoliopsida; Cucurbitales; Cucurbitaceae
Product: Peptidase C13 family
Biological process (GO): attachment of GPI anchor to protein; proteolysis
Cellular component (GO): GPI-anchor transamidase complex
Molecular function (GO): GPI-anchor transamidase activity
Source: RefSeq, a predicted model, not a curated record